Papilio xuthus (Asian swallowtail) is the source of this 1131-nucleotide messenger RNA. RefSeq lists its product as hypothetical. The coding region runs from base 150 to 833 and encodes 227 amino acids. The record is from RefSeq and is a predicted model, not a curated record. Lineage: Eukaryota; Metazoa; Arthropoda; Insecta; Lepidoptera; Papilionidae. The transcript is spliced from 2 exons.
AGCACCCGCCCUCAUUUUGCACAGACGCAAGUUGCACUCCCAACAUAGCGAAUCCUGGAAGACAACUAGUCUUCCAUCAGCGCUAUAUACUAAUCGUAUAACCUAAAUCUUUUCUUUCUUUCACCUCUGUGCUUCACCUCUUCACAAAAAUGAAAUCUAUGAUCGUAGUAGCUUGCUUGGCGUUGGCGUGCGGCGCUCACGCAUCCGGCUGGGCCGGCCCACCCGCCAACAUCGCCCUGUCACAGGACGGCCGCAACAUCCUCGACACCCCCGAGGUUGCUCAGGCCCGCGCUGCUCACAUAGCCGCCUUACAGCAGGCGUCGCAAAACAACCCCAACCCACAAGACGAUGGCUCCUACGACCCCAGAUGGGACAACGAGGAGUACUGGCAGGGUGAGCAGCAGCGUAGUUGGAACGGCGCCCCCGCCGCCUCAUGGAACAGCGCCCCCGCCUCCUCAUGGAACGGUGCCCACGCCAACCAGUGGAACGCCGCCCCUGCCGCUCCCGCGUGGAACUCCGGCGCCCCCGCACCCGUCGCUGAGACUCCCGAAGUGGCCCAGGCCCGCGCCGCUCACCUGGCCGCUCUCUCCGCCGCCAAGCCCGCCGGCCAACAGUGGAACGCUCCCGCCAACAACCAGUGGAACGCCCCCGCCCACAACCAGUGGAACGGUGCUCCCUCAUGGCAAGGACCUGCCGCUCAGAUCAGGCUGGCCCAGAACGGCAACGGCAUCCUGGAGACCCCUGAGGUAGCCGCCGCGCGCGCCGCCCACCUCGCCGCGCACGCGCAAGCCGGCCACGGCGGUGCCGCCCACGCGCCCCAGCAGCACUGGUGAAACCUCUCUCCUCUUCCUCCUCCUUCCCUUUUCCGGGCUCACUGGACGCGGCUCUAGGCCGUCUCUCACGGAGACAGCUAGUCAGUGACGCACUAGAAUUACGUCGAGGUGCCCGUCUACAUCCUUACUUCGAUCUCUUCUUCGUUUAGAAACUAUUUAAAGUGCAAGUGCGUCAACCUAUUCUUUCUUUUCGGCUUUUUUGUUACUUUUAUAAAUUUCUAUCGAACAAAUAAUUUUGUACAUAAUAAUUAUUAUUGUAUGUAUUCAUUAUACACGAAUUAUAUAAAAUCGAAAAUCA